AUGCCGGCCAAGCAAUCAAGCACGGGGAAGCGGCCGUCUUCCCCAAACUCAUCACAGCCCGCCACCGACAACCCCUUCACCAGCCGAAACCACACCCGCAACAACCCCCAAGCCCUCUCAACCUUCAACAUCCGCAACUUCCUCACCCGCCGCACCUCCUCCGAGAUCCUCGCCGACCUAUCCCAAACCCGAACCUCCCCUCCCCCGUCGAGCCCGACUCCGCACUCGCCCCCCUCAACCCCGGCCUUCCGCACCCCGGAGAGCACACCCAGCACCCGCCGCCCCGAAACCACCACCCCGUCCUCCACCGCCUCCAAACGCAGCCUCGACACAGACGGCGACGUCAAGAUGCGCAACGGCGUCUUCACGACCCCCGAGCGCCUCCACAUCCAGCAGCGCCACGAGAUCCGCGCCGCCGUCCGCGACGCCUUCGAGUACGAGCGCGCGCGGCUGGCGGAGGAGGUGAAGCGGCGGGUUCUCGACGAGGUGGAGGGUUUCGUGCGGGAGAGGGUUGCUGGGGUGCUCUGCGCGGCGGUCGGGGAGCCGGCGGGGAGCGAGGUGGAGGAAGUGGUGGCCGUGAGGGAGCGGUUGGGGAGGAUGAGCGACGGGGCGAGGGGCGAAGACUCCUCCCCCGCCUCGUUCGAAAAGACCCUCUCCGCCCUCUCGGCCAAAAUCACCGACACCCAGUCCCGCCUCGACGGCGCGCGGGCGACCUCCCGUCGCAUCAGGGUUCUCUGGUCGCUGUAUCUCGCCUUCGCCUACCUCGUCUACUCCAUUGUCAUCUUCCUCGUCGUGGGAUGGAACGGCAUGGGCGUUUGGGAGUGGACGGGCGUCUGUGGAGGUCCCGUCGUAAUCUACCUCACUCGAACCACCGUCACGGCCUUUUUCAACUACCGAAUCGACUCGCUCUCCACCCGCCUCAAGGAGCAGCAGACUGAGCGGGCGAAGACGAUCCAGAAGCUCAAGGACGCCACCAAGUACGACUCCACUCUCGAGCUCCUCGAAAAGUACGGCGGCAGCGAGAACAAGAACAAGAAGCAGAAGCAAGGCGCGAGCGGCGACGACGAUAAGAAGCCGCGACAGCAGGUCCCGAGACACCAUGAGGGCAGCCGCACCAACAUGCCGCCGCCGCCGACGGCCAACAUCCAGCGACCUGGCCCCGGCUCGCCUCCCCCUGGCUUCCAGCAGCAGCAUCACCAACGUCCGCCUCAGCAGCAACCCAAUGGCCUCGAACCGACCGAAGAGUUCGCCCCCAACGCAUACGGUUCCGGUCAUCCCCCACCGCCGCCGCCACCUACUCAGUCGCAGCACUUUGCGCAGAUGGACGGCGUCAACUCGUCGCAUUGGUACGACCGCAUCAUGGACCUGCUCCUGGGCGAGGACGAGACGGCCUCCAAGAACAGGAUUGUCCUCAUCUGCGCGCGCUGUCGGCUGGUGAACGGCCAGGCGCCCCCGGGCACCAAGGCGCUCUCGGAGCUGGGGACGUGGAAGUGCAUGGGUUGCGGGGCGACGAACGGCGAGAUGGACGAGGGGAAGCGCAUCAUGAGGGAGGUCCUGGGAUCGCGCGCUGAGGAGAGCGACGUGCCGACCGGUGAGGAGUUUAAGGAGUCUGACGACGACGAUGAGGUGUCGAGCGUGGAGAUUAAGGAGGAGGAGGGUGAUGACGAUGUUCAUGGAGCCGGCGCAAAGACCACGGGGAGACAGGGAGCAUCGGGUACGACGAAGCGCAAGGGCAAGGGUGGAAAAUGA
Molecule: messenger RNA, 1749 nt
Organism: Colletotrichum karsti
Lineage: Eukaryota; Fungi; Ascomycota; Sordariomycetes; Glomerellales; Glomerellaceae
Exons: 3
Coding region: 1-1749 (582 amino acids)
Biological process (GO): endoplasmic reticulum tubular network organization
Cellular component (GO): endoplasmic reticulum tubular network
Source: RefSeq, a predicted model, not a curated record